Molecule: messenger RNA, 2692 nt
Organism: Botrytis porri
Lineage: Eukaryota; Fungi; Ascomycota; Leotiomycetes; Helotiales; Sclerotiniaceae
Exons: 5
Coding region: 618-2306 (562 amino acids)
Biological process (GO): carbohydrate catabolic process
Molecular function (GO): alpha-amylase activity; calcium ion binding
Source: RefSeq, a predicted model, not a curated record
GAAUUAAGAAUUUUCGGAGAUCUUGGGAUUGACAUGAUCAAAUCGAAGUUUAGAAGCUUGAAACUUAGAGGAACGUUUGCUGGGUAAGUAGGGUAGAUCGCGGGUGUUCAUUUCCCGCCAUAAUUACCCUUAAUCCUGCUAUUAUUGUAGGUAAAUACCUAGUAAUGUUGGUGACACUGCAGUCUGCUUCUUGAUUCUUCUUCCUCCUACCAUACCUUUCCCAUGUCCCCAAAAUAUCUUUACAACCUCCUCCCCGUCCACUCCCAAUUUUAGCCUGAUUCCAUUAUCCUUCCAAAUCGGUUCUCGAAAAAGUCAGCCCGUUUGGUAGAUAGUACAGUCGGAGGAUCUCCUAUCUACUAGACUGCAUCAAGUGCAAGCGUUAGGACAUCCACCGUGCCAAGAAAAUCCUAUCUCUCUCUAUCUCGGGUCGUAGUAGACCACUGAUAAUUUUUUGCGUCGAUUGUCACUCGUUAUUGUAUUCUGCGUCAGAGAAAGCAAAUUGAUUACAUUGUCGACGCCAGUCUAAUCAGCUUCUUGUUUGGAGUUCAGUCUUCUUUGUUUUUAUGCGACAUUCGAGAUAGUGGCGGUAUCGAGUUACGAGUUUACGAUUUGAAAUCAUGUUGACCACGUCGGAGAGGAAAACUUCGACGGCAUUCGUUACUUGGUCAAUGUUGUUGGUGGUGUUGUUGACGUCCUUCGUGAAAGAUGUUCACGCUGCCACUUCAGACGAUUGGAGAAGCCAAUCUAUAUAUCAAAUUAUCACGGAUCGAUUCGCAAGAACGGAUGGCUCGACUACCUAUGCGUGUAACAAUACAGCACAACUGUAUUGCGGUGGGACCUUUCAAGGAAUUAUCAACCAGCUAGAUUACAUCCAGGACAUGGGAUUUACGGCUAUCUGGAUUUCACCGGUUGUACAGAAUAUCAACGAAACAACGAAAUAUGGGCAAGGCUAUCAUGGAUUCUGGAGUCAAGAUAUCACUAAGAUCAACGAACAUUUUGGAACAGCAGAUGAUCUCAAGCUCUUGUCGUCGACCUUGCACGAUCGUGGCAUGUAUCUGAUGAUCGAUGCGGUUAUUAACGACAUGGCCUACGCUGGUAAAGGGAGCGCAGUCGAUUACUCUACUCUAGUUCCGUUCAACAAGAAAGAAUACUUCCAUCCUUUCUGUUAUAUUACCGAUUAUUCAAACGCAACAAACUUCCAGAACUGUUGGCUGGGAGACGAUACAGUUUCAUUGCCAGAUCUGGACACCGAAUCUGACUUUGUCAAGCAAACAUGGGAGACCUGGGUAACAGAAAUGGUCGCCAAUUAUUCACUUGACGGCCUUCGUAUCGAUGCCGCCAAACACGUCGACAAGCCUUUCUGGCCUGACUUCCAAAAAGCUGCUAAUGUAUUCACUAUCGGUGAGGUCUUUGACGAGCUGCCUACCAAUGCAUGCGAGUGGGCUGUCGAUGCUCUCUCUUCUGUCCUCAAUUAUCCUGCCUGGUAUUACAUCACGUCUAUUCUAUCAAACUCGACGAAUGGUAUGGGAAGUUUAAGCUACCAAUUCGAUCAAACCCAGCGAUACUGUUACGAUACUACACUUCUUGGUACUUUUAGUGAGAAUCAUGACGUUGCUCGUUUUGGAUCCUACACGAGUGACGUGUCUCAAAGGAAAAAUGCCCUCACAUUCGACUUUUUUACAGACGGUAUUCCUGUUGUAUAUUACGGAGCCGAGCAAGGCCUUGACGGUGAAAACGACCCUCAAAACCGUGGAGCUCUUUGGCUAAAUCCAACUGGGUAUGAUACUACCGCAGUUCUGUAUCAACAUAUAAAAACUAUGAAUACCGCGCGCAAUGCCGUCAACAAUUACAUGAUAGCCACCAAUUACUCUAAUUGGAGUCCUUACUGGGCAUACAAAGCCUCUGUCAUAAAACAGACAGACGACGUAUUGGUGUUUAGGAAAGGAUUGGUCCAUUCGAUCGUCACAGCUAUCACCAAUGUCGGUACCGAGGGAGCGGCUGUUGGACCUUACUACAUCGAAGACACCAAUUUUAGCGAAGGAAAUCUCCUCAUUGAAAUCUUGAGUUGUAAUAGCACUGUUGCAGGAUUCGGUGGAGCGUUCACCCUCACCUUGACGAAAGGAGAGCCACAGAUUUGGAUGCCAGGCUCCCUUUUGGUCAACACCACGCUCUGUCCAACUCCCAUGAAGGAUGUCAACAAAACACACCCCUCAUCCACCAGCAAAUCUCUAUCAUCUCACACAUCGCCAUCAUUAGGCCCAAUCUUUACCGCAUUUUUACUAUCGUCGCUGUUCUUCUUCUCUUAAUGACCCUUAUGUAAAGCAUUGGGUUGCGUUUUGGCGUUUGGGAUUGAGUUAUUGGGGAAAGGAAUAAUUGCAUGAUUGCAGGUAGUCUGUCACAUUGUAAGAUUGGAGAGAGAUUAAUUUAGCACGGGAUACGGGAAGGAGUAGUUGAUUCGGCGAUUGUUACGAAUGGUUGAACUUCAUGGUGGGCGAUUAGAAAGAACAUCGACCACACAAGGUGGCAUGAAUUAUCGGAGAAAUUCGAACUGUAUACAGACAUGGGAGAUGAACAUGUCGUUACAUAUUUCUUGUAUAUAUUUUAAAGAGGAGGACUAUAUUCAUUUGAAAAUACAAAGAAAGGGGUAUGUAUAGACGAAUCUUAAUACAAAUGCCACCAACCUUCCAAAUCC